Megachile rotundata (alfalfa leafcutting bee) is the source of this 1277-nucleotide messenger RNA. RefSeq lists its product as uncharacterized. The record is from RefSeq and is a predicted model, not a curated record. Lineage: Eukaryota; Metazoa; Arthropoda; Insecta; Hymenoptera; Megachilidae.
AUAAAGAUGGUAUACUAAGAAUAGGUAGUAGACUAGUUAACGCAAAAAUUCCAUAUAAUCAGAAACAUCCAAUCAUUUUACCACCCAAACAUCACGUCACAAAAUUAAUCCUCACACGCGAGCAUUUACGCUUGCUACAUGCUGGUUGCAACACAACCCUUUAUUCUAUACGCAAGCGAUAUUGGCCGUUAUCAGGAAAAAGAUUACUGAAAUCAAUUAUAAAACAAUGCAUUCGGUGUUUUAAAGUAAAACCUGUCAGUCCGUAUUACCUAAUGGGAAACGUACCUGCUACGCGCGUUACCCCAGCGCGUCCGUUUUCUGUAUGCGGCAUUGAUUAUGCCGGUCCUUUUCUCAUUAAAGAAAAAACAAGAUCAAAGGUUACAUUGAAAGCAUAUCUUUGUUUAUUCGUAUGUUUUUCGACUAAAGCAGUUCAUUUAGAAUUAGCAACAGAUAUGACUACCGAAUCAUUUUUGAAUUGUUUGAGACGAUUCAUCGCGCGUCGCGGCCUUUGUCACACGAUAUAUUCGGAUAAUGGUACAAACUUUGUCGGGGCACGCAACGAGCUCUUAGAUUUAAACAAAUUAUUAAAAGACAAGAAAUUUCAUGACCGUGUAGAAACAUUUCUGAGUAAUAAUAACAUUCAAUGGCACUUGAUACCUCCUCGGGCUCCACAUUUCGGAGGAUUGUGGGAAGGAGCAAUUAAAUCCACAAAGUAUCACUUAAAAAGAAUUAUCGGCGAAACCAGAUUAACUUAUGAGGAAAUAUAUACAGUAUUGACUCAAAUCGAGGCAUGUCUGAAUUCCCGUCCCUUGUGUCCUCUCUCCGAUGAUCCAACAGAUCUAUCCCCUCUCACUCCUGGACACUUCUUAAUAGGCGAUUCACUCACUGCAUUUCCCGAACCUGAUUUGCGUCAUGUAAAGGAAAAUCGUCUCAGCCGUUACCAGCAUCUACAAAGUAUGUUACAGCAUUUCUGGCAGCGAUGGCAAGCAGAAUAUCUGCACCAGUUACAACAACGUAACAAAUGGCGAGCAAAAUCACCAACCAACUUUGGACCAGGGACAAUGGUCUUGAUCAAGGAUGACAAUGUUCCACCACUCAAAUGGAGAAUGGGACGAAUCCUUGAGUUACAUCCCGGAGCUGACAACAUUACACGGGUGGUGUCAAUCAAAGCUGCAGAAGGUGUAAUCAAACGACCCCUGACGAAAAUAUGCAUCCUACCAAUGGAACAACCACUAGAUGCUUUACCAGAAAAACAAUCGACAAAUCACUCCAUUUAA